Molecule: messenger RNA, 1807 nt
Organism: Pseudogymnoascus verrucosus
Lineage: Eukaryota; Fungi; Ascomycota; Leotiomycetes; Thelebolales; Thelebolaceae
Exons: 4
Coding region: 130-1767 (545 amino acids)
Biological process (GO): transmembrane transport
Molecular function (GO): transmembrane transporter activity
Source: RefSeq, a predicted model, not a curated record
CUCAUUGUUCUUGUGUUCCCAAUAUCCUUAUUUCUAGAACUACAUGUCCUCUCUAGUGUUAAAACGGAGCUCAGCAACAACAAAUACCCUUCAACAUUUUCACCACUUUCGGUGUCCCACCAGUACACAAUGACGCUCGGAGAAGAAGACAAAAUUAGUCACGCAUUGAUUUCUUCUCAAAGAGGUAUCUGCUACACGGAAGACGAGGCACCCGAAAUUGAAACAACCACCAAAACCACCAGAUUCUACAUCUCUAUUGCCGCUAUCGUUGUCGCUUUAUUUCUUGUUACCCUCGAUCUUGUCAUACUACCUGCAUCCCUCCCUGCCAUUGCCCAAGACCUCAAAGCAACAAGUAGCCAAGCAUACUGGUGCGGGACUGGAUAUAUCAUCGCGCAAGCAGCGUCACAGCCCAUCUUCGGCACCAUCUCUGUAAUAAGUGGCCGGAAGCUAAUGCUCCAGAUAUCUCUACUAAUAUUCAUGGUUGCGAGCAUUAUGUGUGCGAGGGCACAGAGCAUAGAGUGGCUUAUUGGCACAAGGGUUAUGCAAGGCCUCGGUGGUGGAGGCAUAACGACACUGACAAUUAUGGUCGUCACUGAUCUGACAAGUUUGCAAGAACGAUCAAAAUGGAUGUCUAUUCUGUCCCUAUCAUAUGCAUUUGGGAACGUUGGGCUUGUGCUGGGGGCGGCCAUUACGGAGUUCACGACAUGGAGGUGGGUAUACUACAUCAACAUCCCAGUCUGUGUGAUCCUUCUUGCGGUGCUGCAGUUAUCGUUGCAUCUCCAACCCAAAAUUGAAAACCAUCAUAAUGGGCUAUUAAAAUUCGAUUGGGCUGGCAUCGCUAUUUUGGGUGGCUCAGCUUCAACCCUUCUAUUAGGUCUGUUGAGUGGAGGAGUAUCACAUCCGUGGUCUUCUGCCGCCAUCAUCGCUCCCCUAGUUAUUGGCGUGAUUGGCCUGGUAUGCUUUGCCAUCGUGGAAUAUUUCGCGCCAAUGCCAAUGUUCCCACGUGAACUGCUCAAAAGUCGAACUUUUAAUGCGACUUCCUUGAUAUCCUUCGUUGGUGGCUACGCAGUGACCUCUUUGGCCUUUUUCCUCAUCGUUUACUUUCAUGGCGCAGCUGGAUAUGGCGUAAUCCACUCUGCUGUUGCAGUGCUCCCAACGAUCAUCCUUGUCCCAGCGGGUGGCAUCAUCGGCGGCGUCAUAAUAACAAAAUCAGGAGAUUAUCGAGGCCCAUUAUAUUUUGGAUGUGCUGCAGUGACUGCAGGAAUGAGUUCAUUGACUGUAUUAAGUCCUCUAUCUUCUGUGGGCCUCCAAACGGGCCUCCAGAUUCCUAUUGGCAUUGGGCUCGGUUUUAUUUAUAUCGCGUCCAAUAUUGCGCCACAAGCAACUCUACCAAGCCAUCUACAUGCUGUGAGCGUGAAUCAAAUCACAUUCACACGAGUGAUGGGCCAGGCAUUUGGCAUUGCCAUCGGUGGAGCCAUCUUCCAGAAUCAAUUCGAUAACUACGUUAACAACCACGUACGAGACGGGUCCCUGUCAGACGGGUUUAGAGUCCGAGGCAAAGAUGCGGAGCUGGCUUUUACACGCAUAGACCAGUUUCCGCAGCAAGUUUCUGACGUAUAUAGUGCUAUCUAUUGCGAUUCCCUACGAGCUGUUUGGUUUACAGGAAUGGCGCUAUCUGCCGUUGCACUUCUGUGCUGUUUCUCAACCCAGAAAGCCUCGCUCGGGAGGGACCUGACGGCUAAUCGGAGAUUGCCUUCGAGUAAAUAGCUGCUGAAAGCCUUCGACGUAUAUUUGCCCUGUCUUAUGC